Messenger RNA from Diaporthe amygdali, 1266 nucleotides. RefSeq names its product NAD dehydrogenase. The transcript has 2 exons. Gene Ontology annotation, cellular component: mitochondrion. The coding region runs from base 1 to 1266 and encodes 421 amino acids. Gene Ontology annotation, molecular function: (S)-2-hydroxy-acid oxidase activity; (S)-2-hydroxyglutarate dehydrogenase activity. The record is from RefSeq and is a predicted model, not a curated record. Lineage: Eukaryota; Fungi; Ascomycota; Sordariomycetes; Diaporthales; Diaporthaceae.
AUGUUUUCGAGAGUGGCAAGGAGGCAGCUCGCGGCCUCCCAGCGGCUGGGCAAGGAGUUACGCUGCAGGGAACAUGGUCGCCUGUUCUCAACAACUGUCUCGAGACAGGCUGAUUUUGCGCAUGUGGUCAUCGGCGGCGGCGUAGUCGGCCUCGCGAUAUCGCGGGCCCUCGCCCAGCGCAACCCAAACACCCUCCUGCUGGAGCGACACCUCCAGCCAGGCCAGGAGACCUCGUCGCGCAACAGCGAGGUCAUCCACGCGGGCAUCUACUACGGCGCGUCGACCCUCAAGACGGCCCUGUGCAUCCGCGGCAAGGAGCUGCUGUACGACUACUGCGCGGCGCACGCCGUCCCGCACCGCAACACGAGCAAGUUCAUCGUGGCGCAGACGCCCGCGCAGCGCGACGCCCUCGAGCACGUCCACAGGCACUGCACCGAGGCCCUGGGCGGCCGCGUCCCGGUGCGCUGGGUGGGCGCCGACGAGCUCGCGCGCCGCGAGCCGCACGUCCGCGCCGACGCCGGCUGCCUCGAGAGCCCGACGACGGGGAUCGUCGACAGCCACGCGCUCAUGGUCGCGCUGCUGGGCCACCUGGAGGACGCGGGCGGGACGUUCAGCCCGGGGAGCAGGGUGGUGGGCGUCUCGCCGCUCGGGGGGAGCAGCCCCGCGAAGGGCAGCGGCGGGUGGGAGGUGGCGGUGCGGGACACGCAGUCGGGCGAGGAGAGCACCAUCACGGCGGACACGCUCGUCAACGCGGCGGGGCUGGGCGCGUGCGACGUGCUGAACAUGGUCGUGCCGGAGGCGCGGCACAUGCGGACGUACUACGCCAAGGGCAACUACUUCUCGUACGGGGCGUCGGCCCCGCGCGUCGGCACGCUCAUCUACCCCGCGCCGCAGGCCGGCGCCGGCGGGCUGGGCACGCACCUGACGCUCGACAUGGGCGGGCGCGUCAAGUUCGGCCCGGACGUCGAGUGGGUCGACUCGCCCGACGACCUGGCCGUCAGCGGCGGCCGCAUGGGGGCCGCCACGGCCGAGAUCAAGAAGUACCUCCCCGGCGUCGACGUGGGCGCCCUGACGCCCGACUAUGCUGGCAUCCGGCCCAAGCUGGCGCCCGGGCAGGCUGUCAUGGAGGGCCGGGGGUUCAAUGACUUUGUCAUACGUCGCGAGGAGGGGUAUGAGGGCUGGGUGAAUCUGCUUGGGAUCGAGAGCCCUGGGCUGACGAGCUCGUUGGCCAUUGGGGAGAUGGUGGAGGGGUUGUUGUAUAGAUGA